AUUGUCAUUGGUCGAUAGGGAGACGUCAUUUCAAUCUUUUGACGGCGUUGCGCAAAUUAUAAUUUUUGACUCUCACUCAUUGCGACUGCCAUGUUUUUUUUCAUGUGGGGUGUAUGUGUAUAGAAACUAUCAUGAUAAUUUCGCCAUAUAAACUACUAAGGAAGCAAGGGGUGCAGUAAGUGCGUAAUUCGUUAAUAGCUAGUGACAAUGAACAAAAUUUACUAAACGCGAAGACCGACUCGAGAGCAAACUACGAACCACUAGCAAAGAUUAGGCCAAAGAAACAAGGAUGUUUUAGUACGCUCGCAUCCUAAGGAUCGAUAUAAGCACACGGCCCCUGGCAAUUGAAAAAUGGACAUUCGAUUUUUGAGCAUUAUGAUUGUGUUUGAUAGCAGCAAAGAUUAUAUCGGGCAGGAUGCGUAAGCAUAAGAGAGGGAGCCAGGCCUACGCCUGCUGGCCUGCUACAUCCAGAGAACUGCAUUCGAUUCCGCACUCCAUCUGAUACUUGCACACAAUACACAGAGGAUAUGCAGUGCCCAAUUGUUCAGGAAAGGGACCGUAACCGGGGAAAUGUUAAAAUGAAGACUUUUAACACUUUUAAGAAUUCUUAUAAAAAGGAGUCUAAUCUGGACAACAUUGUUGAUCAGCUGUGCACAAGACUUCAAGAUAUUAAAGAUCAAGAAAGCGCGUCGCUAAUAGGCAUGCCCACGUGUUCUUUGGAACAAACAGAGGCUGUGCGUCGAUAUUACGCUGCAUUUCCGGCUCUAAAGAAAGGACAAGAGUCGCCAUUGCAGUAUUAUUUGCCGCCACCGGCCUGGUGUCGUAAAAAUACGCCCGAUACGAAGGUCAAGAUGCAAAGUGAACUCUCAAUGUCUAAAGAUUGGAAUUCCAAAAAUAAAAAGUUUUGUCCCGGUAAAGAACGUCGGAACUCGUACCACGGUCAAAAAAAGAAUAACAGAAGACGAUAUAAUAGUUACACUAGAUCAUUUGAGAGUAAAGAAAAUCUACCUGAGUGGAUGACGCACGAAGGCGUUUGGGAUAUGGAAACUCAAGAUCCAGUUAAGGAGUUCAUUAGAGCAAUAGCAUUGGAUGAAGGUUAUGGUACUUGUGAGAACACGGUGACUGACGAUAUUAAAGAUAUAACCCAAGUAAAGUUCAGAUUUAAAGAAAACAUGGUGCCCGAUUGGGAUGACAGCCUCGACCUCGAUGCUGAGUGGGUCAUCACAGAUGAUUUAAACCCACGGGCGAGAUCUCCGAUGGAGGAAGAGCUAUACGCGAAAUUCGAAGCGAAGUUCGAUAGAAGCAUCGAGGCGCUCUGGUCGAAAGACCAGAAUACUCCAGAUGACGAGUAUCAGGACCUGCCGAUCGAUUUUCAAGAUUUACUCUCGUCACCCUCCGAUCAUCUCUUCGCCGAUCCGUCCGCCGAGAAGUGCAGCAUGAUCUCGCUUACUGAGAGCAUUUGGUCUAACGACGUCCCUGACGUUCCGAGUGGCGAGCGAGCCGACCGUGCCGACUCGCCCACCCUCAUCGCCGAGGGUCUCCACGACCGCUUCCGCCCGCUCAACAUCGACGAUACGGAGCCGCCUUGUCCGCGCGAGAUCGAGUCUUUCUCGCUCUACGAUGGCGACGAGCUGUACGAUGCGCUCUCCACCGUCGCCAAGACGAUGCGCUCCUUCACCGCCAUCAAUCACAGCCGGGACCGCAGCGGCUUCGUCGAAGUGCCGCCACGGCGCCGUAGAGACGAGGCGCCGGCUGCGCCGCCACCCCGCGCGCCGCUCAGUACGCGCACUCCCGUUGAGCGCGAAGAUCUACUCACAUCUGCGCGAACGCACUUCCGCCCCAUCCGUCGCGAGGCCGAGGCCGAGCCGACGCGCUACGCCGACGGCGACACUUUUGACAUCCGCGGCGAGCUCGACCCCGUCGAGUUCCGGCGCAGUGAGUCUGGUGGUGUCUACCUCGGCGGGUCGCUCGAGCGGUAUCUCGAGUACCGCGUUGCGCGGAGCAUCGACUACGGCCGACUCAAUCUGACCGCCGCGCAGCGUUGCCCGGAUCUAGACGACCCGGGCUUUCGGCUGCGCUUCCCGGUGCGCCAGAUCGACGCCGGUGUUCAAACCGAGCGCCGUGCGGACGCCGCCUGGGAGUGCGACGAGUGCGGCGGUUCCGCCAAGAAAAUGCGACCGAGCGCGAUCCGCAGCAUCUGGAGCGAGUCGCACGCGUGCGAGUGCGGCGGCGCGACGGGCGGGCCAGGCGGCGGGCCCGGAGAGCGUACCACCGCGCCGCCGCCCGACGAGCUGUCUCGCGAGUGGGAGGAGCUGCUGGAAGACAUAAGCGCGGCGCACCGGCUGUACGCGAGCGAGGCGGGCGAUGCGUGCGACGACGCAGGCGUAGGCGCGGACCGCAAGCGCCGCCACAGCGCGGCGCUGCGCUGCGCGGUGGCACCCUGCUCGCACCCGCACGCGCGCUUCCUGCAUUGCUGCGCUACGGCGCUCGACCGCCCGCUUACGCGCUGACCGCCCGACCCCGAGCCCGAGGACCUACACGCGCCGCCCGGUUAUUCGUUCGUCGGUCGUAUUCGCUUUUGGUAUAGUACCCCUCGAAAUGCGUAGUUUGUAGUUUGUAAAUUCGUUUCGAUCUUUUGAUAUUCAAUUGUAGUGUAGGUGCGAGACCACCACAACCUAGAUUUUUCCUUUUCGAGGGUGACGCGACAUUUGCCCGAUGAAACGAAUAUUAUCGACUUGUUUAAGUGUUUGACUGACCAUCGUUUAUUUUGAAUGUAGACGAAUAUUUCGUCUACCUGUAGUGCCUUGUUCGUAAUAUUAAAAUUUGACGUAAAAUGACAAUUUUCCUCUAGAAAUGCUUCAAGCACUACGACCGACGAAUAGAAUAACUCUGUAGCGAAACGUUGUCAGUAUCGUUUCGAAUAUGUUGGAAUCGUUUUUUACUUCGGGUGCAAAUUUAACGUUUAGCAAAUAGUUUUCAUAUGUUUGUGGCAUGUUACGAGAGAAAAGGUCAGCUUAGCACAGUAUUUACAGGAACUUCAUAUAGUAUUAA
This is a messenger RNA of Vanessa tameamea, 3051 nucleotides long. RefSeq lists its product as uncharacterized. Bases 528 to 2510 code for a protein of 660 amino acids. The record is from RefSeq and is a predicted model, not a curated record. The transcript has 4 exons. NCBI's taxonomy places the organism in Eukaryota, Metazoa, Arthropoda, Insecta, Lepidoptera, Nymphalidae.